AUGGCAGACCAGAUUAGAAAUUCUUCCUAUGUGAAUCCAGAAUUGGCCAAGAUCUUGGAGACAGGACCAAAGCCAGCAAGCUUGAGCGUCACGAGCGACAUUCAGGCUCUGCGAAAGCUGCUGUCUCAGCGAAAAAAGGAGUUGACGCAAUCCUACGCAAAUUCUGGGGGCCCAGUGAUCAUCGAGGAAGAUCACUCUAUCCCCACUCGAGACGGAUCUCAAAUAACCGUCCGCGCUUACAAGCGCGAACAUCAGGACGAGCCAGGGCCUGUCUUAGUGAUAUUCCAUGGUGGAGGCUGGGUACUCGGUGGACUAGAGAAUGAAGUGCUUCUGUGUCGAACCUGGUGCGAACACUUCUCUGGUCUAUGUGUUAAUGUAGACUACCGACUGGCUCCGGAAAAUCCGUUUCCCAUUCCUGUUUAUGAUACCUAUGAUGCUUUAACAUGGACUGCUUCCCGCGCCAAAUUACUCGGUGGAAAUCCGGAGAAAGGCUUCAUCAUCGGUGGAAUAUCUGCGGGUGGAGGCAUGGCAGCUGCGAUUUCGCAUCUCUACCGUGACCAAAAUAUCCAGCCUCCUUUGACGGGAAUUUAUCUUUCUAUCCCGUCGGUGCUCGCACCCCAGGCAGUCCCCGAGAAAUACAAGAGCCAGUAUCUUAGCCGGAAAGAAAAUGCCAACGGGUUGAUCCUGGAUGAUGGCGCCAUUGCGCUUUUCCGACGUGCAUACAAAGAUGACCCGUUAUCCCCUCUGAUGUCCCCCUUCAACUGGCCCAACGGCCAUGCAAACCUCCCACCUACAUAUUUCCAGAUCUGUGGGACCGACCCGCUGCGAGAUGAAGCACUUCUCUAUGAGCAGGUACUGCGGGAAGAUUAUGGUGUCAAGACUCGGGCAGAUCUGUAUCCUGGUCUCCCGCACGGAUUCUGGUCUUGGUGGCCUAAAACGGAAUUUGGCAAACAGCAUAUGAGGGACUCUGUGAAAGGGCUUGCCUGGCUUCUUGGGCAGUCGGAGUAG
This is a messenger RNA of Penicillium lagena, 1008 nucleotides long. RefSeq lists its product as uncharacterized. The record is from RefSeq and is a predicted model, not a curated record. The transcript has 4 exons. The coding region runs from base 1 to 1008 and encodes 335 amino acids. Gene Ontology annotation, molecular function: hydrolase activity. Lineage: Eukaryota; Fungi; Ascomycota; Eurotiomycetes; Eurotiales; Aspergillaceae.